Molecule: messenger RNA, 494 nt
Organism: Desarmillaria tabescens
Lineage: Eukaryota; Fungi; Basidiomycota; Agaricomycetes; Agaricales; Physalacriaceae
Exons: 2
Coding region: 56-469 (137 amino acids)
Source: RefSeq, a predicted model, not a curated record
ACCAGCCGUCGCCCGUCACUGUACCGUGGCUAUACGGCCGUAUACCGUAUACGGUAUGGUGCGAAGCCCUAAUGCCAAUAAAUCGCAUAAGAGUCUCAGGCUCCCUAGUGUCACACUCUCUCCCCUCUCUGGGACAGGCCAAAUGGCAACCAUUCCAGUAUUGAAGCAACAGUCCUACACUGGAAAGAAGCCCAUCAUUCCAGACACUCUUGCUGACAUGCUCUGUGCUGACCUUGGCAUUCAGGGACUCUUAGAGAGGCUCAACACCACCCUUGGUACAUCAUACACCCCAUUCACUGCAUGUGUAUGCUCCAUCUUUGAGGACUACAUUGCCAAAAACUAUGAUUUUGGCACUGCAUAUGCCCAUCUCCACCCAUUUUGGUAUGACUUGAAUGACUUGGCCACUAUGGUGUUACGGUUAUUCUUUUCUUUUUCUUUCCUUUCUUUUCUUUUCUUUUCUUUUCUUUAGUCAGCCAGAUUACGCGACGCGCGAU